AUGGCUUAUAAGAAGCCCAUUUUUGAUUUAGAGGGUAAUGUUUUAGAGGAAUGUCAUAAUGCAGUAGAUAAAAAGAUGCUAUUAAAUGAUUUGUGGUGUGAAAUUCAUGCUUGUGUGAGUUUAGUGCAAAACAAUGAAGAUGAUCUAAGUGAUCUUGUCAAAAAACUUCGAGCCAUGAGAAUAGAUUUGGAACAGAAGAAAACGACAAAUGGAAGCAACAAUUUUUGUAGCAAAGUUAAAGACAUUGAAAUGCUUAUUGGAGCUAGUUUACCUUUUGAAGUUUUGAUCAAAGCUCCAAAAAUUUCAAAAAACAAAGGUACAGGGGUUCAUGUUCCAAAUCAGGUUAAUGUUCCAAAUGAUACCCCUAUUCCAAAUGAUACGCAUGUUCCAAAUAGUGACAAGAGAAUGAAGAGUGACAGAGAAAAAGCUGUUGAACAAAGUCAAAAGAAGAAAAGAUUAUGUAGAGCAUGUGGAGAGCUUGGUCAUCAUGAUAGUUGUAAUUGUUCAAGGAAAGUCAAGUGA
This is a messenger RNA of Chenopodium quinoa (quinoa), 522 nucleotides long. RefSeq lists its product as uncharacterized. The record is from RefSeq and is a predicted model, not a curated record. The coding region runs from base 1 to 522 and encodes 173 amino acids. NCBI's taxonomy places the organism in Eukaryota, Viridiplantae, Streptophyta, Magnoliopsida, Caryophyllales, Amaranthaceae. The transcript has a single exon.